UAACCGGAAGUCGGACAGUGUUCGUAGCGUGGCGGGAAUUUCAUUUUGGGUGUGUACAGAGCGCAUGUCCCACAGGAGCUACACACGCACGCGCUCAGCAUGGCUGCGGAUACAGUUGAGUACACCAUAGGAGGAGUGAAGAUAAACUUCCCCUGCAAAGCCUAUCCCUCUCAGCUUGCCAUGAUGAACUCUAUUGUCCGUGGCCUGAAUCGUGGGCAGCACUGCUUACUGGAAAGCCCUACUGGCAGUGGGAAGAGCCUCGCGCUGCUCUGCUCAGCCUUGGCAUGGCAGCAGGCACAGUAUGCUAAACCUGGCCAAGAGGGAGGAAGCCCUUCAUGUGACGUAAAAAAGCCAUGCGUUACUACCCCAUGUCAGUGUGUGUGCCACAGCAGAGCUCGUUGCUCAUCCACUUCCUUCAGCACCACAGCGUCCAAACCAGAUGUUAUUGACCUGACUGGAGAACCUUCAAGAGGAGAGGAAAAUCAAGCCAAGAGAUCCACUCUGUCAUCCAAGCUUUCUGAGAAAUUUCAGGCUUCCCUCAUUAAACCGGGAGAACCGAGUGACGAAGACUUUAAGCCUGAUAAGAAGCGCAUUCGGGCAGCUGCUGCUGAUCAGAAGCAGAGCACGAAGCGAAGAUGUUUUGAACGAGGGGUGGUGUUCGAUGAUGAUGAUGUUGAGGAAGUGGAAAGGGCUGAUCGUGGGUCUCAGAACUGGACUGUUGAGUUGAGCAGUCAAGCCAAAGCUGAAGGCAGCCUGCCACCUGCUGAAUGCUGUUCUCCUGUACCCUGUUCCCUGUGUGCUUGUGCAAGCCUAGCAGAAAAGCAGAAGGCAAAUGAAAAAGUCAAGGAGAAAGACAAGGAGGGCAAUGGGAAGAAAGCUGUCCCCAAAAUUUUCUUUGGCACGCGCACACACAAACAGAUCACCCAGAUUGCACGAGAGCUGAGGCGGACACUGUACUCUUCUGUGCCCAUGACCAUCCUAUCCAGCCGAGAACAUACGUGUGUCCACCCUGAAGUGGCACCCCACGCCAGCCGCAAUGAACGCUGCAAGGAGCUGCACGAGGCCAAGAAUGGGCAGAUAUGCCGUUUCUACCACAAUGUGCACAAGAUGCGAGAGCAGAGAACUUUACAGUGGGUGCAUGGGCUGCACCAGGCCUGGGACAUAGAAGAGUUGGUCAGUCUGGGCAGUAAGCUACGAUCCUGUGCCUACUAUGCAGCCCGGGAGCUCAUGCAGGAGGCUUGGAUUGUUUUUUGCCCAUACAACUACUUGCUGGACCCCCUUAUCCGGGAGAGUAUGGACAUCAAUCUAAAGGGGCAGAUUGUGGUGCUGGAUGAGGCUCAUAACAUUGAGGAUUGUGCCCGUGAGUCUGCCAGCUUCACCCUAAACCAGGCUCAGCUGCGGGAGGCCCGUGAGGAUCUUGAGGCCAUGGUGACAUAUAACAUCCGCCGGAAUCACCAUGAACCUCUUCUAGCUUUUUGCUGCAGCCUGCUGAACUGGAUAAAUGAAAGCUCCAGUACUUUGGAAGAGAGGGAUUAUGAGACUGCCUGUAAGGUGUGGACUGGGAAGGAAGUUUUGGACAUCUUCCAUGGUCUUGGCAUAACCGCCGACACGUUUGCCGUGUUUCAGAAGCACUUUGAGGCAGUGCUGGAGAAGGAAGAGCGGAUUGGGCUGGUGAAUGGGAGAGAGGAGACGAUACAGGUUUCCACCAUCAGCUCCAACACUCAGACUGUGCUCAAGAGCCUUUUUAUGGUGCUGGGAUUCCUGUUUCAACAAAACUGCAGAUUUGCUGAUGACUACCGUGUGGCUCUGCAGCAGAGUUAUGCUUGGACUACCCAGGAGGAUGUGCCUGAUGCCCAGGGCUUUUUUGCCCGGCCGCGCCGCCGUCGCCAGAAUACCCGUACUAAAACCCUUGUGCACACACUCAGCUUUUGGUGCCUUAACCCUGCCGUGGCGUUCUCUGAUCUGAGCACAGCAGUACACAGUAUAGUGCUCACUUCUGGUACCCUCUCACCCAUGGGGUCCUUCACUUCUGAGCUGGGCCUCAAAUUCUCCAUCCAGCUAGAGGCCAACCAUGUUAUCAACAAGUCUCAGGUAUGGGUUGGCACCAUUGGCGCAGGUCCUCAAGGCCGUAGGCUGUGCGCAACAUUCCAGCAUACUGAAACCUUCACCUUCCAGGAUGAGGUGGGAGCGCUGCUGCUGAAAGUGUGCCAGACAGUGAGCCGAGGAGUUCUCUGCUUCCUGCCGUCAUACAAGAUGCUGGAUAAGCUGAGAGAUCGCUGGAUGAACACAGGCUUGUGGGAGAAGAUGGAAGAGCGGAAAGCAGUGAUUGCAGAGCCGCGUGGAGGAGCCAAGAGUGACUUUGAUGAGCUGUUACAAACAUACUACAAUGCCAUCAGACAAAGUGGAGCCCGAGACGGGGCGCUUCUGAUUGCAGUUUGCAGAGGGAAAGUGAGCGAGGGACUGGAUUUUUCUGAUGACAAUGCAAGAGCAGUGGUCACUAUUGGCAUUCCCUUCCCCAAUAUUAAAGACCUACAGGUUGAAUUGAAAAUGAAAUACAAUGACCAGCACUGUAAAUCCAGAGGUCUUCUCCCAGGAAGCCGAUGGUAUGAGAUCCAGGCGUACCGGGCCCUAAAUCAGGCUUUGGGAAGGUGUAUUCGGCAUAGAAAUGACUGGGGUGCGCUUAUUUUAGUGGACGACCGUUUUAGAGCCAACCCCAACAAGUAUAUCACAGGCCUGUCCAAGUGGGUGCGUCAGCUGGUGAAGCAUCAUGACAGCUUUACUAGUGCCAUUCAGUCUUUGGUGUCCUUCUCCCAGAGCCAGCAGGGAGAAGUAGAGAGCCACACUGAGGAGCUUGCUCAGACUAACCCUGAGUCCCCCAGAGCUCAGUCAUCUGCUCUACAGUCCCUUCCUGAGCUUCCGAAACUGCACCAGUGCCUGAACUCUGAGGGUCAGAUUACUGUUCCCUCUGUCAGCCACCCUUCAGAAGCAGAUGAUCAGACGCCUUCACAGCAUCAGUUGGAAUCACGAAUUCCUCAGUGUAAUGGGCCUAAAAUCCUGCCAAAACAACAAACAAUCCCAAGCCUGUUCACCUCCACUCCAGUCAGUUCUCGAUUCAGGAGCCCUAUCUUCCAAUCUAAAGACUCCAGGAAGGACCUGGACCAGUAUGUAAAUUCAGCAGUCGUUAAUAAGGACACCGUUUCUACAUCUGAUCAGGCAGUGAAAGAUCAGACUGAAGUUGUUCCACUGAAUGAGAUUCCACCCGACCCUCCUCUUCAGUCACUAUCCCUGUCUCCUGAUAAGACACCUCCGUACUGUGCUUCCAAUCAGGAAACGAGUGAAGCAGGACCUGUAGAUAAUGGUGAUGAUAAUGAUGAGGAGGAGCAGGAAGACCAGAGCAUCUUCUACACCCCAGAGCUGUUUGAAGGAGAAGAUGAAGAGUCAGCUGCAGCAGCUGUAGAGGAAAAUGAAUCAGCUACAGCAGCUACAGAGGAAAGUCCUUCUCUUCAAAUGGACCAGCUUCUUUGCCCUAUAGAAAAGAUGGCUGAUGGACAGCCUGAGGAGGUUUUCAGGUCCACGAAGGGACAAACGAGGACCUGUGCUGGCUCUAGUGAUGUUAAAGGAGCUGUUGCGUUUCCUGAAAGAGACUGUGUUUCUCCUAACAGAGACUGUGUGUUGUCUGAGAGCAGAGUAGAGCAGGCAGGGGUGAGCUGUGGGAUAGGAACUGAGGACAGGGCCACACAAGAACAACACUGCAGUAGCAGCAAGUCAUAUAGGCUCUCCAGGUCCAGACAGAAAGCAUCGAGCAGAGAAGCAGGUAAACCUACUUCACCUGUCUUUCAAGGGAGUCAGCCACAGGUCAUUGCAACUGACGAUUAAAAAAUGGUAACAUUUUUAAAAUGGUAAAUGAAUAUAAAGCUGUACCAUGGUAAAUAAGUGUGUCUUUCUAAAAAAAAAAAAAAAUGGUGGGAGUUUUAGAUUAUAUUUGGCAUUGGUGUCAGUACUGUGGGACUGCAAACACACCGGGUUAAUUUGCAGAGAAGAUUUUAACACAAUCCUGUGAUUUCUUUUGAACUGUGUUGAAAUGAGUGUCAAGCACAUUUUCCAUAGCUUCAAAAUAUGAAGACUUGGUUGGACUGGUUUUAAUGAGUGGACCUCAAGUGGAACGGGGAGCUGAAGGAUUUCUUACACAGUUCAUUUCUCAUGGCUGAAAGGUUUUUGAUUUUUACACCAUUACAGGCCAGUAAAAAUUUUAAUUGCAUGUCCUUUGAAUAGGUGAAAAUUGUGUAUUUAGCCGGGAAGGCAUGUGAGGACAAUAAAUUACCACAGAAAUCUGUUUUGUUUUGUUUUUACCCCUAGACAAAAAACCAAUAAUGUACUGAAUACGAACAUGCUAUAAAAUGUUAAUUGUAUUCUCUUUAUGGUGUUGGAGGUUAUGGUGUAAAAGCCCUGAACAGUCUCUUUUUUUUCCUCAGCAGAUUCUUAACAUUUGAGGUAAAUGUGCAGAUUUCAACAAGUGCACAUGCGCACUCAGAUAAUUUGUGGUUUGGGCUUUAUAGUGGUGGAAAUCUGUGUACAGUAGCUUCACCUCUGCCCUGAGGUGAAUUGCUUUACAGUGCUUGUUCUCAGCACUGGAUGUUUUUUUUUUUCCCCCCUUUUAUUGUUUGUCUGGCAUUGGAUUUGAAUGGGCGUGGUAGGAGAGAGGAUAGAAGGCGGUUUCCCCUUGGUUUUAAUGGGAGUGAAAUGUUUUCAUUUUCAACCCAAGGAAUGUGCAUGACAAAAAAUAAAUACAUAAUUGUUUUCUACAAUUGACCUUUAUCUGAAAGCAGCUUAAGCUCAAUUACUAUAGAUUUUUACUCAUUUUGUUCUUAAUAUGAGCAUAAAUAGUGUUUCUCUUAAGCCCUUUUUUAAACCUAGAACAUUUGCCUUACCACAUUUUUUUUUUUUUUCUUAGCAAUAAAUCAUUGAGUCACGUUAGCAUUAUUAGAGCCCUUGUUCUGAGUCUAGAGUAUAAUUUUGUCUGGCAAACUCUUCAGUUCUGGCAGAGAUGUCUUGGUCAAAUUAAAUGCUCUUAGUCUGACAAGAAUUGUCUUGUUAGAUGGCUUUAUGCAGUGAUGUCGUUAAUGCGGGGGCUACAGAGGAACUGGGAGAAAAGCCUUUCAAUUAAAGCUCAUCCCUCUUCAUCUGUGUUGUGCCAAGUGAUUGUAAUUGCAUUGUGGGAAUGGCAGCUGUCCCAUUAGUAUCAAUGCAAUCUCGUGCAAGGGAGAAAUGUGGGAAUUGGCUGUUCAGGAUAUUCUAGUAAGCUGUCAGCACUGAUGCAAGAUAUAGCACAUGGCUACACACUGUCGCAGCCAGAGAAUAUAUCUAUCCCUGAAAUAUUUAAUUGCAUUAUAUUGAUUCUUCACUUGUCACGCUGAUUCCGAACUCAACAGAUGGAACUUUUGUUAACGGAAGUGCUGUACUGAAAAGAUGUCUUAUUAAAUGCUAUUAAAGCUUGGUCAGUUACUAA
Molecule: messenger RNA, 5506 nt
Organism: Neoarius graeffei (lesser salmon catfish)
Lineage: Eukaryota; Metazoa; Chordata; Actinopteri; Siluriformes; Ariidae
Gene: brip1
Product: BRCA1 interacting helicase 1
Exons: 20
Coding region: 100-3876 (1258 amino acids)
Biological process (GO): nucleotide-excision repair; double-strand break repair involved in meiotic recombination
Cellular component (GO): nucleus
Molecular function (GO): DNA binding; ATP binding; hydrolase activity, acting on acid anhydrides, in phosphorus-containing anhydrides
Source: RefSeq, a predicted model, not a curated record